This is a messenger RNA of Eimeria tenella, 2155 nucleotides long. RefSeq lists its product as uncharacterized. Lineage: Eukaryota; Apicomplexa; Conoidasida; Eucoccidiorida; Eimeriidae. The annotation marks the transcript as partial. The transcript has 8 exons. The record is from RefSeq and is a predicted model, not a curated record.
ACCGGCAGAGGAGAGAGAGGAGGAGAAGGAGAAGAAAUGGAGCCGCUUCGACAGAGAAGGCGGCUCCGGGCGCUGGGCGGAUAGAGAAGAUGCAGACAGCGACGGCGACUGGCGGAGAGAUGCGAGGCCUCCAAAGAAAGAAGAAGUAGAAGUUGACUUCAGAGGGGCCCGAGGCGCCAAGUUCCAGGCGGGGCCCCCAGAAGAAGAGAUCUCUUUCGCCAACAUCCGCAGGGGGCCCCCCCAGGGGGCCCCCGGAGGGGCCCCCGGGGGGGCCCCCGGGGGCCCCCGGAGGGAAGAAGAGGAGGUUGACUUCUCCACAGUGAGGAGCCAGCCCCGCCGGGGGGCCCCCCAGGGGGGCCCCCAGGGGGGCCCCCUGGGGAGGGUACGGAGCCCGCAGGUUGAGGAGGAUGUGGACUUCAGCCUGGCGCGCAGCGGGCCACGGGAGGGCCUGAGCAGCAGCAGCAGCAGCAGCAGCAGCAGCAGCUUCGCGCGCGACCGCAGCAAAAGAAACCCCAACGAACCAGUGGACUUCUCAGCAGCAAGAAAUGGCCCUUUGAGGAGGCCCAAAGAUUCCCCCGAGGUUUCCUUCAGCGGGCUCCGCAGCAGAGAAAAGCCAGGACCCAAGACGGAGCCAGACAAGGAAAGGUCCCGAGGCUUCAAGGAGGUGUUUGCUGCUGUUGUUUCUGGGGAACUGCAGCCCCAGGCUCGCCGCGAGAGCCCGACAGCAGAGCCAGCAGCAGCAGCAGCAACAACAGCAGCAGCAGCAGCAGCUCCUCCCGCGCCAGCCCCAGCAGCAGAAGGAGCCCCGCGCCUUAGCAGCAGCAGCACCUCUGCGCCGCAGAGCCAGAACAGCACAGCAGCACCUGCUGCUGACGCGGCGCAGCAGCAGCAGCAAGAACAGCAGCAGCAGCAAGAGCAGCAGCAGCAAGAGCAGCAGCAGCAAGAGCAGCAGCAGCAAGAAGCCGCUAAGCCCGCAGCAGCAGACAAGCAGCAAUCUGCUGCUUCAACGGCCUCUCCCAGCAGCGACGGCUCUUCAGUAGAAGGGCCUGUGGCUGCCCGGCAGCCAGCAGCAGCAGCAGCAACAGCAGCAGCAGCAGCAGAGCCUUCUGCUGAGAAGUUCGUGCCGCGGUGGAAGCGGCAAGCAGCAGCAGAAGCAACAGAAGCCCCGAAGCCAGCAGCAGCAAAGGAAGAGCCAGUUGUGCUGCAGCCAAUUCGGCUUGCUUCCUUAAGAGGUGGGGGAGCAGCAUCUGCUGCUGCUGCUACGGGCAGCAGCAGCAGCAGCAGCAGCAGCAGGUACGUCCCCCCCUGCCGCCGCGGAGAUGGCGCGGGCGCCAAGGAGCAGCAGCAAGGCAGCAGCGGCACAGUGGUGAGCCGUUUGCUGAGCUCUGCUGCAGCUGCGCGGGAGGCGGAAGCAGCAGCAGCAGCAGCAGCAGCAGCACAGAAGAAGCAGGAGGAUUUAGCAGCAGCAAGGAAGCAGCAGCUGGAGCUGAAACGGCAGCAGCAAGAAGCCGAACUGGCCAGAGUGCAGCAGGCCUUCCGCUGCAGCAGCCCCGAGGCUUUGCAUGCGUUUGUGGCCAAGCUGCAGCAGCUGCUGCAGCAGCAGCUGCAGCCGGAAGAAGUGCUGUCAGUGUUGCCAGAAGCAGACAAGGGCUCGCUUGCUGCUGCUAUUUGCUGCGUUGCUGCUGCUGCUAAGGCUGGGCUGGCAGCAGCAGACAGCAGCAGCAGCAGCUUCUGCUGCAGCGCGAAGCCUCUUGUCCCCGUGCUGCAGCAGCUGCUGCAGCAGGCAAGAGCAGCAAUCCAGGGGACUCCGGGCCCCUCUGUGCUUCUGCUGCGGCAGCUAGCCAGACUCAUCAACGCCAUAGGCUGCCCCCGACUGGCAGAGGACUGCUCAUUGGUAGAGGCGGUUUUCGACUGGCUGCUGCUGGAGAAGGUUGUUCCCCAGAGCGACUUCGUGGCGUGGCUGGAGGAUGUGGAGGACGAUACACCUGGCCGCACUGCGGUGAUGUUCCAGCUCGCCUCGUGGGGCCUCUGGGUGAGGGGAGAGUUGGGAGCCAAAGAGGAAAGCAGCGAGUCCGAGGAAGACAAAGAUGACGAAGACAUCGAAGCCCUCAUUCCGAAAAGAGGAGUUGUGCGGAUAAGUCGGCGGCUGCGAUGA